Doryrhamphus excisus (bluestripe pipefish) is the source of this 767-nucleotide messenger RNA. RefSeq lists its product as uncharacterized. Lineage: Eukaryota; Metazoa; Chordata; Actinopteri; Syngnathiformes; Syngnathidae. The record is from RefSeq and is a predicted model, not a curated record.
GGACGAAUGAUUUGCAUACAAAUUAUACAAAAAGUGUGUUUUGAAGCUGUAGUCAGAAACACUGAUAUAUCGUGAACAUAUCGUGAAAUUACUACGGAUUUUGGAGAGUUUUGUUGAAGGUAUGUUGUAACAGGUAACACACCUGUGACGUAUAAUUGAUGCGACGCCUCAGUCGCGUGACGAUUGUACAAUUUUGUUCAUCACACUAAACGACAAGGACAGUGCAAGUAUUUGCCCAUUUGUUGCUGAUGAUGAGGUGGAUGUUAUCUCAAAGAGAAAUCGUCGAAUGGCGGCAGGAAGACAUCGAGGAAAUUAUUCUAAAACGGAAUGAGACACGACAGAAAAGACUCCAAGUUGAGGAGGAAACACGCCGAUUGAAGGUGGAACUACAGGAGAGGGAAUUGUUGCUGAUUGAGAGGAAGGAAGUUAUAGAUAUGCUACAGCAAUUUGGUGUUCUUCUGCAAGAGGAAAGAGACCUUACUAAACGACUGAAUGACGAGGCUGCAGCGCAGGGAAAACAACAGAGGGAGUUACGGGAAAGAAUAGAGCAUGCCCAAAUUAAGAUUCAAAGCCUCUCAAAUGAGAAAUUUGAGUUGGAACAGCGUCUGCAAAAGACUACAAUUCACCAAGCGGCAUCACAAAAUUCGAACGAUUGUCCAACCACCCGAUUGAAGAAAAAACAAAGAAUACCCAAGUAGCUUUGCUGCUUGUUGUUUUGAGUGUUUUUGAUUUGUUUUGUUUUCUAAUAAAGAUGUAUUUUAAAUGAA